AUGUCGCUCCCGUCCAACUCUUCAGUCGCGUCAAGCCUUGUGACAAUUGACGAAAAGUACGAGAUGAGUGGCCUGCGCAACGACGAUAUGCUGGUUCGCGACUUUGGUUGGCCCUCAGUCUCUCCACGCUACCACGGUGACCACACACCCGAGAGCAACCCAGACUGGGAUCACAAUCCGCUCGAAUGCGAAAAGGCGAAGCAAGAGGCUUUUGAGAGGAUGGAAAAAAGUUACGCUUUGUACAUGGCGAACCUAGGGAAAAAAGUGCCUGUGCAGAAGAAGAAGACUUCUUGGUCCAGGUUCCUACCUUGGGUGCGAUAG
Bipolaris zeicola 26-R-13 is the source of this 321-nucleotide messenger RNA. RefSeq lists its product as uncharacterized. The coding region runs from base 1 to 321 and encodes 106 amino acids. The record is from RefSeq and is a predicted model, not a curated record. NCBI's taxonomy places the organism in Eukaryota, Fungi, Ascomycota, Dothideomycetes, Pleosporales, Pleosporaceae. The transcript has a single exon.